Messenger RNA from Knipowitschia caucasica, 1482 nucleotides. The record is from the annotation of a GenBank genome assembly. NCBI's taxonomy places the organism in Eukaryota, Metazoa, Chordata, Actinopteri, Gobiiformes, Gobiidae.
AUGCAGGAGGGUCUGCAAAAAGGACUGGGACACAACGACAGCAGACCUCAGUGGGAGCAGAACAGGGAGUGUCAUGCGGUGGCGUUGCUCCUCCUCUCCAUCUCUUCAGCAAACAACACGUUCCAAGUGAUCAGGUUUGUGGAAAAACCUCAACCCAGCCGGACCCCACCGCUCCCAGGAGGAGUCUGCUGUACCAUCAGAGCCGAAAUGGGACGGAAAGAAAUCAUCUGCAGCUGGAAGAAAAGCAUCGACAACAUCAAGGAUGUGUUUGACUUCAAAGCCAAAAUGGGAUCAGGGUCUUUUUCCGAGGUCUACAUGGUCAGAGAAAAAGCCACCGGGAAACUGUUCGCCCUCAAAUGUCUCCGAAAGAAGCACUUAGCUCACAGCAACCUAGAAAACGAAAUCAAUGUGUUGAGAAGGAUAAAACAUGACAACGUUAUUGGUCUGGAGGAUUUUUACGAGAGUCGGACGUACUAUUACCUCGUUAUGCAACUGGUGUCAGGAGGAGAACUGUUUGAUAGGAUUGUAGACAGAGGGGUGUACACUGAGAAGGACGCCAGCUUCGUAGUCAAACAGGUCCUGCAGGCUGUCAGCUACCUGCACCAAAACAGCAUCGUGCACCGGGACCUCAAGCCAGAAAACCUGCUCUACUACAACGCUGAUGAAAACUCCAAGAUCAUGGUCAGUGACUUUGGACUGUCCAAGACCCUGGACCACGGAGUCAUGUCCACGGCCUGCGGCACUCCGGGAUAUGUCGCUCCAGAGGUGUUGGCGCAGAAGCCGUACAGCAAAGCAGUGGACUGUUGGUCUAUUGGAGUCAUCACAUAUAUCCUAUUGUGCGGUUAUCCUCCAUUCUUCGAAGACAAUGAAACACGGUUGUUCUCAAAGAUCAUGAGAGCGGAGUAUGCGUUUCAUUCUCCGUUUUGGGACGACAUCUCAGAAUCAGCCAAAGAUUUCAUCAAGAAAAUGAUGGAGAAGAGCCCAGAGAAGCGUCUAAGCACCGACGAGGCCCUCAGGCACCCAUGGAUCGCUGGAGAUACGGCAAAAGACCACGACAUUUAUCACUCCGUCUGCGAACAAAUGGAGAGGAACUUUGCCAAAUCGAAAUGGAAACGAGCUUACAACGCGGCCUCCGCCAUCCACCAGAUGAAGAAGCUGCAGUUAUCCCACAGCAAAUCCUCAGCUGAAGACCUCUCCCCACCGCUGAUCACGGUCCAGAACCCCUCCCAGAACUCCUCCCAGAACCCCCUCCCUGUGGUGGUCGACCCAAAUGGAAACCUGGUCACGGAUCCCACCUCCAGCAGUGAGACCAGCAGGAGCCUGUGCCCCCCCCUCAGACCCACCCACAGCGAGCCCAGACAAGGCCCGUCCCCUGAAGUGUCCCGUGAGAUCCGCUGCUGUUAUUCUGAGAGUGACACCUGCCUCCAAGAAACCCACAGGAAAGACCUUGGUGCACCGUCUGGAGUGUGUUCAGUGAUGUAA